Molecule: messenger RNA, 396 nt
Organism: Triplophysa dalaica
Lineage: Eukaryota; Metazoa; Chordata; Actinopteri; Cypriniformes; Nemacheilidae
Gene: rpl39
Product: ribosomal protein L39
Exons: 3
Coding region: 77-232 (51 amino acids)
Biological process (GO): translation
Cellular component (GO): cytosolic large ribosomal subunit; ribosome
Molecular function (GO): structural constituent of ribosome
Source: RefSeq, a predicted model, not a curated record
UAUACAGCGCUCGUGUUGCCCAUGGUUCCUUCUCUUCGACUUCCGCUAUAGGGCUGAGCGGAUAGCGAUCCAAAAAAUGGCGUCGCAUAAGACUUUCAGGAUCAAGCGCUUUCUCGCCAAGAAGCAGAAGCAGAACAGGCCGAUCCCACAGUGGAUCAGGAUGAAAACUGGCAACAAGAUCAGGUACAACUCGAAGAGGAGGCACUGGAGAAGGACCAAGUUGGGCUUGUAAACACGCAGCUCAUUUCAGCAUCCCCCUCCAUCUGUUCUCUGCCAGGACCACCAACUCAUCCAGAGCUGUAAAGAAGUCAUGCAACGAGGAACAGUUGUCCCUCUUUUGUACAGAUAUUCUGGUUAUGUCCUCGCAAAACAAUAAAAGAUUUGUUCUAGAACCCA